AUGACAGAAAACAUUCCUAUAGUGAACGGUACUUCGCUAUACACUGUUAGAACUUAUUCCUCCAAGAAUUAUGAAUCUACUAUCGACUUUUAUUUAACUUUAUUCCAAUUGAAUAAAGAUUCAAGUGCAAACAACGCAACCUUUUUAUCGAACGAUUCUAAUACCGUUUCCAUUAAGAUUGUCUUUGAAGGUGAAGAUCCAGUUAAACAAGCAAAAUGUGAUGAAACUUAUCAAGAUUUGCUUUUCAUUCGUGACACCAAAGAUUGGAGAACAAGUACAAAGGAAUCUUUUGUUUUAAAUACUAGCAACAUCAAGACCUUUUUGGAUGUUUUAUUGGCUAGAUACCCAGACUUGAAGUUCCAAGGGUAUCCAAGUGACUUAUUCCCUAUGGAAUUGUACACGUUAGACCCUAAUGGUAAUUUGGUCGGUGUUUCCAACACCAAGAAUGCAAUUUCCACUAAACCAACAGGUCCUCCAACCAGCGCAGGUAACACAAACAAUGUCGCCAAGUUUACAGAUAACAAAUUAUCCUCCAUUGGUUCAGUUUCUAAUUUAAUCUCUAAACACCAAACAUUGACUUCCGAUGUUUUCCCAUACUUGCCAUUGUCAUCUACCGGUGAUGACUCUUCCAGAAAAGCUAUCGCUGUUAUGACUUCAGGUGGUGAUGCACCAGGUAUGAACAGUAACGUUAGGGCUAUUGUUAGAACAGCCUUGUUCAGAGGCUGUCGUGCCUACGCCGUCAUGGAAGGUUAUACUGGUUUAGUUGAAGGUGGUCCAGAGUACAUCAAACAAAUGAGUUGGGAUGACGUUCGUGAUUGGAGUAGUCAAGGUGGUACUAAUAUUGGUACUGCUCGUUGUAAAGAAUUUAGAACCAGAGAAGGUAGAUUGUUAGGUGCCUUGCAUUUAAUUGAAGCUGGUGUCGAUGCCUUGAUUGUUUGUGGUGGUGAUGGUUCCUUGACUGGUGCUGAUUUAUUCAGACACGAAUGGCCAUCUUUAAUCAAGGAGUUGUUGGACACUAACAGAAUUACCAGCGGCCAAUAUAAGACUUAUCAACACUUGAAUAUUUGUGGUACUGUUGGUUCUAUCGAUAACGAUAUGGCCACUACCGAUGCAACUAUUGGUGCUUACUCUUCCUUAGACAGAAUUUGUACGGCCAUUGAUUAUAUUGAGUCUACUGCCUUUUCUCACUCAAGAGCCUUUGUUGUUGAAGUUAUGGGCAGAAACUGUGGUUGGUUAGCCUUAAUGGCUGGUAUUGCCACAUCUGCCGAUUAUAUUUUGAUUCCGGAAAAACCAGCCUCCUCAAGAGACUGGCAAGAUCAAAUGUGUGACAUUGUCGCUAAACAUAGAAACAGAGGUAAAAGAACCACCAUUGUUAUUGUUGCCGAAGGUGCUAUUUCCGCUGACUUGACACCAAUUAAAGCUGAAGAUGUCAAGGAAGUUUUAGUUGAUAGAUUACACUUGGACACUAGGGUCACCAUAUUGGGUCACGUCCAAAGAGGUGGUACUCCAGUUGCUUUUGAUCGUAUUUUAGCCACUUUGCAAGGUGUUGAAGCUGUUGAUGCUGUUCUGGAAAGUACUCCACAAACACCAUCUCCAUUAAUUGCCAUCAAUGAAAAUCAAAUUCAUAGAAAGUCUUUGGUUGAAUCUGUUAAGUUGACAAAGGAUGUUGCUGCAGCAAUCCAAGCUAAAGAUUUCAAAAAGGCAAUGUCAUUAAGAGAUACCGAGUUUAUUGAGCAUUUGAACAAUUUUAUGGCUAUUAACAGUGCUGACCACAACAAACCUAACUUGCCACACGACAAGAGAUUGAGACUUGCUAUUGUUAAUAUUGGUGCUCCAGCAGGAGGUAUGAACAGUGCAGUCUAUUCUAUGGCUACCUAUUGUAUGUCUCAAGGUCACAAGCCAUAUGCUAUUUACAAUGGUUGGACUGGUUUGACAAGACACGAAUCCGUUAGAUCUUUGAAUUGGUUGGAUAUGAUUGGCUGGCAAAGCCGUGGUGGUUCCGAAAUUGGUACCAACAGAACCACUCCUGAAGAAGCCGAUAUUGGUAUGAUUGCCUACUAUUUCCAAAAAUACCAAUUUGACGGUUUGAUUAUUGUUGGUGGGUUUGAAGCCUUUGUUUCUUUACAUCAAUUAGAAAGGGCUAGAGAUAAUUAUCCUGCUUUUAGAAUUCCAAUGGUUUUGAUUCCAGCCACUUUGUCCAACAAUGUUCCAGGUUCUGAAUAUUCUUUGGGUUCCGACACUGCUUUGAACUCUUUGAUGGAAUACUGUGAUGUGAUUAAACAAUCUGCUUCUUCCACAAGAGAUAGAGCCUUUGUAGUUGAAGUUCAAGGUGGUAAUAGCGGUUACCUAGCUAGUUUAACCUCUAUGGCUGUUGGUGCCCAAGUUUCUUAUGUUCCAGAAGAGGGUAUAUCAUUAGAACAAUUACAACAAGAUAUCAAAACAAUGCGUGAAUACUUUGAGUUAUCAAAGGGUAGAAAUAGAUUUGGUCGUUUGAUUUUGAAGAGUAUUAACGCUUCUAAAGUUUUCAAUGCUGAACACUUGAGCGAUGUUAUUACCGAAGAAGCCGAAGGUGAAUUUGACUGUAAGGGGGCUGUUCCAGGUCAUGUUCAACAAGGUGAAUUGCCAUCUCCAAUUGAUAGAACGAGAGGUACAAGAUUAGCCAUUAGAGCAGUUAAUUUCAUUGAAAAUAACCAAGAUGUUAUUGCUGAAGCUCGUUCUGACAACUAUUGUUACGAUCCAGAUGACAUUGCAUUACAUGCCACUGCUUCAGUUUUGGGUAUCAAGGGUUCGCACGUUGUUUUGACUUCUAUUAACCAAUUAUAUGAUUUCGAAGCUGAAAUUAGUAAGAGAAUGCCUAAAUUUAUUCAUUGGACAAAGACAAGAAUAAUUGCUGACCAUCUAGUGGGUAGAAAGAAGUUGUAA
Saccharomycodes ludwigii is the source of this 2922-nucleotide messenger RNA. RefSeq names its product 6-phosphofructokinase subunit beta (gene PFK2). Gene Ontology annotation, biological process: canonical glycolysis; fructose 1,6-bisphosphate metabolic process; fructose 6-phosphate metabolic process. The transcript has a single exon. The record is from RefSeq and is a predicted model, not a curated record. Gene Ontology annotation, molecular function: AMP binding; monosaccharide binding; fructose-6-phosphate binding. NCBI's taxonomy places the organism in Eukaryota, Fungi, Ascomycota, Saccharomycetes, Saccharomycodales, Saccharomycodaceae. Gene Ontology annotation, cellular component: 6-phosphofructokinase complex; cytoplasm; mitochondrion. Bases 1 to 2922 code for a protein of 973 amino acids.